AUGAUCAUUGAUUGCAGCAAACUAAGUUUGCUAAUUGCCAACUUAAUCUUAGGCCGCUAUAAUGCAGUUUUACCUUAUGUCUUGCCAGCGGAUUAUAACAUGUUCGUUGAGGAGUACAGGAAAGCUCCUCAAAGCACUUGGAUAAUGAAACCUUGCGGCAGAUCUCAAGGGUCAGGCAUUUUUCUCAUCAAUAAACUGUCGAAGCUGAAACGAUGGUCUAGGGAAUCUAAAACGCCCUUCCAACACCAACUAACUAAAGAAAGUUACGUAAUAUCGAAGUACAUAGAUAAUCCGUUGUUGAUUGGUGGUAAGAAAUUUGACUUGAGGCUGUACGUCCUGGUGACAUCGUUCAGGCCGUUAAAGGCGUAUCAAUUCAAGCUUGGUUUCUGCAGAUUUUGUACAGUCAAAUACGAUUCAAGUGUUACAAAACUGGACAACAUUUAUGUACAUUUAACAAACGUAUCAGUACAAAAACACGGGGGUGAGUAUAACUCGAUGCACGGAGGUAAAUUAAGUGUGGACAAUCUGAGGAUUCAUUUAGAAAGUACUAGAGGAAAAGUCGUGACUGAUACGUUGUUUAAUCAAAUCAGUUGGUUGAUCAUUCACUCUUUAAAAGCCAUAGCUCCAGUUAUUGCGACGGAUCGUCAUUGUUUCGAAUGUUAUGGUUACGAUAUUAUUAUCGAUAAUAAUUUAAAACCGUGGCUGAUUGAGGUGAACGCUUCUCCGUCCCUUACAUCAACAACUGCGAACGAUAGGAUUUUAAAACAUAAACUGUUAGACAACAUUUUUUCAAUUGUCGUUCCACCGAAUGGGAUGCCCGAUGUCAGAUGGAAUAAAAUUCCAAAUCAGGAGGCCCUGGGUGAUUUUGAACUUUUAAUCGACGAAGAGGUCAUCAAUAUGAAUAAACUCUAAACUAAAUCAUAUAAUGAUACAAUCAUAUUGUAUAUUUUAUUGCGAAUACAUUUGUUUUAAUGUU
Messenger RNA from Aethina tumida (small hive beetle), 976 nucleotides. RefSeq names its product polyglutamylase complex subunit TTLL1. Gene Ontology annotation, molecular function: tubulin-glutamic acid ligase activity; tubulin binding. The coding region runs from base 1 to 912 and encodes 303 amino acids. Gene Ontology annotation, biological process: protein polyglutamylation; microtubule cytoskeleton organization. Gene Ontology annotation, cellular component: cilium. NCBI's taxonomy places the organism in Eukaryota, Metazoa, Arthropoda, Insecta, Coleoptera, Nitidulidae. The record is from RefSeq and is a predicted model, not a curated record. The transcript has 6 exons.